CAAAAUUCCACACCUUUAGCAAAAAAAUCUUGCAUUUUCCAGCUUAGCUUCUUCAAAGCUAUGGGAACCAGAGGAGUUAUUGGAGAAAAGUGGUCUAUGAGGAUUCUCUGGGUUUGUGCUAUUGGAAGUGCAAUCGGCCUGUAUAUGGUUGCUGUGGAAAGACAAAAACAGAACAGAGACAAAAUGAUGGCUGAAAGUUUAAAGGACAUUGAAUCAGAAGGAAGCGGCGAGCAAGUUUGAAUGUUGACAUGCUUAGAUGUUCAUAAAUUACUUUGUAACACAAACUUGUUAAAGAGCUUCCGCAACAUUUUCUAUGGGGUUAUCCCUUUUGUGUAGAAGGUUUCUGAUGUUUGGAAUGGAGGGAUUCUUUCUCCUAUGGUAAUAA
Molecule: messenger RNA, 385 nt
Organism: Theobroma umbraticum
Lineage: Eukaryota; Viridiplantae; Streptophyta; Magnoliopsida; Malvales; Malvaceae
Product: HrpN-interacting protein from malus protein
Source: RefSeq, a predicted model, not a curated record